UUUAAAUUAAAUAUUCCGUCUCACAAUUAGACGCCUAUCUCCAAAGAUUAGACCCUUGUUAAACUAAUCCACAAGUGCAAGUGUGUUAGUGUGCAAGAUUAGUUAAUGUUAAGAUGAACGCUAUCAACCAACAAAUGAAAUUUAGGGCAAAUUAAGUCAGAUAAGGCACAUGCUCGGUUUCUUGAUCCAAUAACAAAACUUUUGCCGCAAUUUAUUAUCCAGAUUCCAAACCCAAUUACCCAAACAACUGAAUCAAGAUUUAUUUUCCAACCCAUUUUAAAAUUUUCUAUGUCUUCACCUUUCGAUUUCCAAAUCUGCAAUCGAUCCCAUCUUUUUUCUUCAAUUCUUGUCUGUAAAUUGCUGUUAAUCAUUAAAAUUUCCAACCUUUGAGAGAUCCCACUGGAAAAUUUUCCGCAAAAGUGAAAGAAAAUGGAGAGAAUAGAAGGAGAUCAAGGUGAAGAAGAAAAAAUGGGGUUGGAACAUUUGCCUUCAGCUUUGCUUGCAACUAUAAUUGCCAAGUUAGAUAUGGCUUCAAUUUGCUCUGUUGCUUCAACUUGCCGAACUUUCAAAUCUUGUGCCUCUCAUAUCCUUACUUUCCUCCCUACUGUUCACCUUAUGGAUAUUGCUCCAUCAAUGGAUUUGUUAGUUCCCCUUUUACCACCAAACCCUUAUCUCACUAGCUUGAAGAUUGAUUGUUGUCGGCUUGACGAUUCUGCAAUUAACAACCUCAUUCGGCCUUCAUUACAAGAGCUUUUUCUACAUAAUUGUGGUGAUUUUAGUGGUAGAUUGCUCUCUGAGAUCGGUACACAAUGUUGUGAUUUAAGGUCUCUUUACCUAGGUUCUGUGGGUGAGAAAAGGGGUCGUGCAAUUCAUAUUUCUGAUCUGGAGGAGUUACUCAGAGGUUGCAUUGAACUGGAAACACUAAAUCUGAUGUUUGAUGUUUCGAUAUUUCUUCGGCAUAAUUUUGCCCGUGCGUGGACUUUGGCGUCUACAAAUUUAACUUCCCUAGAAAUCGGCUACAUCUCAUCGGUCAUGGUAACAGAAUUGCUUAGCCCGACUCCCGGGCCUACUCAGUUCCUGCAGCAAGAACAGCCACCUGUACUGCCAAAUCUUCAGAAGCUAUCCCUUUCUGUAGAUUAUAUUACCGACACUAUGAUCAACACAAUAUCCCAGAAUCUCACAUCAUUGAUUCAUUUAGAUCUUCGUGAUGCUCCUAUCAUCGAGCCAAGGGUAACCUUCGAUCUUACAAACAAUGGCCUUCAACAUAUUAACCAACACGGAAAGUUGAAACAUCUUUCAUUGGUUCGUAGCCAAGAGUUCCUCAUAACUUAUUUUCGCCGAAUCAAUGAUCUGGGUAUCCUCCUUAUGGCCGACAAAUGUGCAAGUAUGGAAAGUAUUUGUCUUGGUGGCUUUUGCCGGGUUACAGAUACGGGUUUUCGGGCUAUUUUGCAUGCGUGCACAAACCUGUACAAAAUCAAAAUAUCGCAUGGCACCCAACUAACAGAUCUUGUUUUUCAUGACAUCUCAGCUACCCCAUUGUCAUUAACUCAUGUCGGGUUGAGAUGGUGUAAUCUCUUGACAAAUUUUGCAAUUUCACAUUUGGCCUCAAAUUUGGAUCUUACGGUUCUUGACCUUCGAGAUUGCCGAAGCCUUGGUGAUGAAGCGCUGUUAGCAAUCAGCAGUCUUCCUAAACUAAAGUCAUUACUUGUUGAUGGAUCAGAUAUAACUGAUGCAGGAAUUUUACAUCUGAGGGAAAGAGCCGCUAGCUCGCUCGUCUCCCUUUCUGUUAGAGGCUGCAAGAGACUUACUGAUAAAUGCAUCACAGCCCUGUUCGGUGGCAGUUCAAAUCCCGUGUUGCAAGAAUUGGAUUUGUCAAAUCUCCCUAAUCUCAGUGAUAAUGGCGUUCUACUGCUGGCUAAAAGCCGGGUUCCAAUCUGUGAGUUCCGAAUGAGGCAAUGCCCUCUCAUAGGUGACACUUCCGUCAUGGCAUUGGCCUCGAUGCAGGUAGAUGAUGACAAAUGGCACGGAAAUUGCCUUCGUUUGCUGGAUCUCUAUAACUGUGGGCGCAUAACAGCUCUUUCUUUCCGCUGGCUUAAGAAACCGUACUUUCCGAGGUUAAAAUGGUUGGGAGUGACAGGAAGUGUAAACAGAGACAUGGUCGAUGCAUUAGCUCGAAGUAGACCUUAUCUACAUGUUGCUGGUCGUGGUGAGGAGCUAGGAACCGACCAAUGGGACCAUGGAGAUGGAUUUUACAUCCAUGACUAUGAAGAAACGGACGAACUCGAACAAUUUAUCAUGGAAGACGAUGAUGAAAUCAGCGAUGAAGAGAUGGCAGAAGCUGAAGAUAAUGAAGAAUUCGAAGAAUAACAAACUGCGAGGUAUAAGCUCUUUGCAAACAUCGUCUUUGUUAUAUUGUACUGUUGUACUUUUAGUCCGAUUUUGAUCAAAUUUCUUCCGUUGCUUUUAUUUAUUUUUGCGAGAGUGGUUUAUCGUUGUCUAGUAUUUGAUUAUUGGCCGUUCGUGAACUGAUUGCUACUAGUUGUGUCGAAAUUGUAACAUGCUGAUUAAUUUAUGUACUGAAAAAUAAACAAAUGGAACUGUAAUUCUAAUUUUACUCGUGCAACAGUUUUGCUCCUGAA
This is a messenger RNA of Amaranthus tricolor (Joseph's coat), 2639 nucleotides long. RefSeq names its product F-box/LRR-repeat protein 10. Gene Ontology annotation, cellular component: SCF ubiquitin ligase complex. The record is from RefSeq and is a predicted model, not a curated record. Lineage: Eukaryota; Viridiplantae; Streptophyta; Magnoliopsida; Caryophyllales; Amaranthaceae. Gene Ontology annotation, molecular function: protein binding. Gene Ontology annotation, biological process: SCF-dependent proteasomal ubiquitin-dependent protein catabolic process. The coding region runs from base 430 to 2367 and encodes 645 amino acids. The transcript is spliced from 4 exons.